AUGGCUGACAUAUUACCUGAAUGUCUCAUUCAAAAAAUACUCUGUUGUCUUAGUUUUAAAGAAGCAACGCGGAUGAGCAUUCUCUCCAAAACAUGGCUACAAGAAUGGUCGAAUCUUCCCAACUUGGAAUUCACUAUUAAUUGUUGGGAAGGCAACAUAAAUACAGCGAACACAACCAUGGAGAGAUAUAGGAAGGGGAAAAUCCCUAUACAAAAGUUUGAAUUAUUAGAGACCUUUGCUAAUUCUCAUGAAGAUUUCCCUCUCAUUGAUAAGUGGCUCGACAUUGCACUUCAGAAUGGUGUAAAACAUCUUUUUCUUAACUUUAAAUCAUACCCCAUGCCUAUUUUAAGAAUCUUGGCAGCAAAAUCUUUAAGAGAAUUGGAUGUGCAGGGUAGUAUGCCUGAUUCGUUAUCUAGUGGUGUUGUGAAUUGCAAAUCAUUGAGAAAGCUUUCUCUAUCUCAUCUAAGAUUAGACGAAAACAUGGUCCAGACUAUACUUAAUAGUUGUCCCUUUAUUGUCUCUUUAAUCCUUGAGUAUUGUACUGGGAAGCUUCAAAAGAUCAAGUCGGAUUCCUUGAAGGUCUUGAAGAUACAUCAUCGCGGGAUAGAGGAGAUUGAUGCUCCAAAUUUGGUAUCACUUGACUAUAUGGGGAGUCAAAUUCCCGAACUUAAUAAAAUUGCAAGAGACUCAAAAAUCAGGCUUGGAUGCAUCAACAAUUUAAAUGCAGCAUGGUUUUGUAAGUUGAGAAAGUUUCUAUCAAAUUCGUCCUCGUGGUCUCAUGUUUCCCUUAAAUUUAUGAAUUGCUGUGAGAUCAAGAUGAAAGAUUUGCAAAUGGACCACAUAGGUUCUACCCCUCGGGUGGACGUUUUAAAUGUCGAUAUUCAAUGGAUGAAUCAGAAUUUUGUGGAUGCUUUGCUAUGGAGUUGUCAUCCAAGGAGACUCAACCUACUCUCAAAUAUUACUCCAACGAUUACACAUUUCAUUGAUCGUUUAGUGUUUUUGACGAAUUUGAGUCAUUCUACUUCUCAUAAAAGCUUACCUUGGCAUAGUCAAUUAAAAGAAAUAAAAGUUUUUAAUGGAAAAAACCAGUCGCUACAACUCAUAAAUGGGGAGCUUGAAAAAAGGACCCUUAUGGAGGGGGAGAAAGUUUAUUUUUUAUUAGAUUGGUGA
Messenger RNA from Solanum stenotomum, 1170 nucleotides. Its product is annotated as putative F-box protein At1g49610. The record is from RefSeq and is a predicted model, not a curated record. The transcript has a single exon. Bases 1 to 1170 code for a protein of 389 amino acids. Gene Ontology annotation, molecular function: protein binding. NCBI's taxonomy places the organism in Eukaryota, Viridiplantae, Streptophyta, Magnoliopsida, Solanales, Solanaceae.